UCAAACACGCUAUAUCACUCGUUUUUCAAGAGGAGAAUUUGUACCCUCUAGAAAACAGAUUAUGUCUGUUUUUUGUAGCUGCAAUACUGAACUGGUGCGAUAUAUUGAAGUGAGACAAACAUAUGUUUUCUCACUCUAACUUAUCUUUAUUGCUGACAUACCGAAAGAAGAUAAGAUAAUGUUUUCAGUACAGAAAGGAAUGCAAUUUAUGCGUAACAAUAUUCAUAAUUGUGGUAAUCGACUGGGUCUAUAAAUCAUUCGUUUCACAGUACGCACAAUGCUACGUGCUACAGUUAAUCAAACGGCUCGCAAAUUUAGCGGUAAUGCAUGUUCCUCGAUAAGAUGCAAGCGACUAGAAGGAAAAGUUGCGGUUGUAACAGCAUCGACGGAUGGUAUAGGAUUCUCCAUAGCAAGACGUUUAGCACAGGAAGGUGCUAAAGUAAUGAUUAGCAGUCGCAAGGAAUUGAAUGUAAAAAAUGCAGUGGAAAAACUUCAGUCUGAAGGAUUAGAAGUUACAGGUACUGUUUGCCAUGUAGGAAAGACAGCAGAUAGGAGAAAUUUAUUUGAAAAAGUCAAAGCAGAUUUUGGAGGUUUAGAUAUUUUAGUGUCUAAUGCAGCUGUUAAUCCCUCAGUUGGAAUGGUACUAGAUAGUGCAGAAGAAGUCUGGGAUAAAGUUUUUGAUAUUAAUGUGAAAAGCACAUAUUUGCUCAUGAAGGAAUCCAUGCCAUUGCUUAAGCAGAGUAAAUCACCAUCUAUUAUUAUUGUAUCUUCAAUUGCAGGAUAUCAACCUUUCAAUCUAUUAGGUAUAUAUUCAAUAAGCAAAACUGCUUUACUUGGACUGUGUAAAGCUACUGCAGAUGAACUUGCGCGCGAUGGAAUUCGCGUAAAUUGUAUUGCACCAGGAAUCAUAAAGACUCAAUUUUCACGUUCGUUGUAUGAAUCAGAAGAAACACACGACAUUGCUGUAUCAAUGAUUAGUAUGAGAAGACUUGGACUGCCAGACGAAAUUGGAGGCACAGCUGCAUUUUUAGCCAGUGAUGAUGCAUCUUACAUAACUGGUGAAGUCGUAGUGGUAUCUGGUGGAAUGAAAUCUAGACUUUAAGUUUUUUUACACUACUAUAAAGAUUACAUGGCUAUUUUAACUCUUCAACAUAAAUGUCUAGGCAUUUGGUAUAAUAAAGUGUUGUUAAUUUUAUAAUUUAUAA
Messenger RNA from Odontomachus brunneus, 1205 nucleotides. Its product is annotated as dehydrogenase/reductase SDR family member 4-like. The transcript is spliced from 5 exons. Bases 278 to 1102 code for a protein of 274 amino acids. Lineage: Eukaryota; Metazoa; Arthropoda; Insecta; Hymenoptera; Formicidae. Gene Ontology annotation, molecular function: carbonyl reductase (NADPH) activity. The record is from RefSeq and is a predicted model, not a curated record.